This is a messenger RNA of Felis catus (domestic cat), 1688 nucleotides long. RefSeq names its product melanoma-associated antigen B17-like. Gene Ontology annotation, cellular component: nucleus. The record is from RefSeq and is a predicted model, not a curated record. Bases 195 to 1190 code for a protein of 331 amino acids. Gene Ontology annotation, biological process: negative regulation of transcription by RNA polymerase II. NCBI's taxonomy places the organism in Eukaryota, Metazoa, Chordata, Mammalia, Carnivora, Felidae. The transcript is spliced from 2 exons.
GGCCGGGGGGAGCUGUGUCCCGAAGCUGCAGCCAGCAGUCAGUGGAAGGGAGGGUCCCAGGUCCUACCCGGAGCCCAAGUGGGGAUUCUGCGUCAUUCCCAGCACCCAAGGAACCCAGGACAGAGAAGGCCUGCCACGAGUGUUCAUUCAGCACCAGGUGUCCUCGCUGCCUGCCAGCCGGGCCCAGCGUCGUCAUGCCGCCCCGCCAGAAGAAAAAGCUGCGCGCCCGCCAGAAACGCCAGGAGGGCCAGGGUGAGGGGCAGGGUGUGGGGGGUGCUCAGGCCGCCGCCGCCGCCGCCGCAGCAGCAGCGGCGGCGGCGGCGGCGGAGCCCCUUGGGGAGGCUUCCCCGGGGUCCCCCCGGGCGGGUGCAGCCCAGCAGCCUCAGGGUGCCCCGGCCCCCGGGUCCCCCGGGUCCCCCCGCGCAGGCGCCGCAAGCCCGCCACGUGAGCAGGGCGCCGGCAAAGACCCGCUCAGCCGCAAGGCCGACAUGCUGGUGCGGUUCCUGCUGGAGAAGCACGCCAGCAAGGAGCCCAUCACGCGGGCCGCGCUGCUGAAGAUCGUCAGCAGGAAGUACGAGGCGCGCUGGGCCGAGAUCCUCAGGCGCACCUCGGAGCGCCUGCAGCUGCUCUUCGGCCUCGAGCUCCGGGAGGGCGACGCCGGCGGCCGGGCCUACGCGCUGGUCAGCAAGCCGGGCCUGGAGGGCGACGGCGGCGACGAGGGGCCGCCCAAGAGCGGCCUGGUCCUGGCGCUGCUGGGCGUGAUCUUCAUGAAGGGCAACCGCGCCAGCGAGGAGGAGGUGUGGGAGUUCCUCAGCGUGCUGGGCGUGUACGCGGGCCGCAGGCACCCGAUCUUCGGGGAGCCCAGGAGGCUCAUCACCCAAGACCUGGUGCGCCAGAAGUACCUGGAGUACCGCCACGUGCCGGGCAGCAAACCUCAGCGCUACGAGUUCCUGUGGGGCCCGAGAGCCCGCGCCCACACCAGCAAGAUGGAGGUGCUGCAGGUGCUGGCCAAGAUCAACGACACGGUGCCCAGCUGCUUCCCCCAGCUGUACCAGGAGGCCCUGCUGGAAGAGGCGGCGCGCGAGAGCUACACAGGCGCAGCCACGGUGGCCUCCGCUGGCGAGGCUGCGGGCCCUUCGGGAGCCGGGGAGCCGUCCCGGGCCCGGGUGGGCCGCGGCCGCCGAAUCUAGCGAGGCGGGUGGGGCGGCUGCUCCUCCUGCUCGGGGCGGAAGGGGGCCCUUGACCUUCCAGGUAGUGCAGAGUCGGGGGGCUGGAGGGAAGUAAGUAGUUCUUCUUCAUAUUUGUUCUAAACUCUUAACUAAUAUCAACCCACAUAUCAUUCAUAUUUAUUUAGGUGUUUACAAGUUUUUUCCUAGUAUCCCUUAUUUAGCACUAGAAUAUAAACUUAAGAAUGGCAUGGCUCUCACCUCCAUGGCUGUUCCUCAAGGGAGAGUUACAGUGUUGUUGUGUGCAAAACAAAGCCACAGACCAUCGAUAUUGCAUUUAUGGUCCAGAAGUAGGUAACAUGGCAUGCAGUAGGGAUUUUCAUGGCCGUGUGAGAAGAGGAAAACGGAAAAGAGCGGGGAAUAGCCAACGGAGAAACACUAGUUAAAUAAAAGGAAAAGGUGUUUAAUUCAUGGUUUGCCUUUUCCAUUCAGUCUCUUAGUAAAAAGAUGUGUUCUCAAGAA